Rosa chinensis is the source of this 714-nucleotide messenger RNA. RefSeq names its product protein THYLAKOID ASSEMBLY 8, chloroplastic. The record is from RefSeq and is a predicted model, not a curated record. Gene Ontology annotation, biological process: chloroplast organization; Group II intron splicing. Gene Ontology annotation, molecular function: RNA binding; protein binding. NCBI's taxonomy places the organism in Eukaryota, Viridiplantae, Streptophyta, Magnoliopsida, Rosales, Rosaceae. The transcript has a single exon. Bases 1 to 714 code for a protein of 237 amino acids.
AUGGCGUCCUCUCUUCACCCAAACCCGACCACCUUCCUCAAACCCGUACCCAGACCCAGACCAUUCACAACCACGCCCACCCCCACCGUCGUCCGCGUUCCCGUACGGUGCGGCCCACGCGACAAGCGUGGACCCUUGGUCAAAGGCCGGGUCCUCAGCAUCGAGGCCAUCCAAGCCGUCCAAGCCCUCAAACGGGCCCAAAGAUCCGACCCGGACCCGGACCCAUCCCACCUCCCCGCCCUGGUCUCCAAAACCCUCUCCCGCCUAAUCAAGUCCGACCUCGUCGCCGCCCUCAAAGAGCUUCUACGGCAGGAUCAGUGCCACCUGGCCCUCCAGGCCUUCUCCGCCUUCCGAUCCGAAUACCAACCCGACCUGUCCGUCUACGCCGAGGUGGCUUUGGCGCUCGCCAGAAAUGGGAUGGUGGAGGAGAUAGACACUCUGGUUUGUGAGCUCGAAAAGGAGAGCGGAGGAGUCCAGUGGGACAGUGAUAAGGGGCUGAUAAGGUUGAUCAAGGCCGUCAUUGGGGCCGACCGGAGGGAAUCGACGGUCAGGAUUUACGAGGUGCUGAAGAGGAAAGGAUGGGGGUCUAGUAGUUUUAAAGCGGAUGAGUAUAUGGUUAGGGUGUUGAGCAAGGGAUUGAGGAGGCUUGGUGAGGCUGAACUAGCUGAUGAGGUUGAUGUCAAAUUUGGUCCACAGCUGUUAUUUCAAUCUUGA